UGUCCUGACAAAUAACCUCUCGGGGGGGAAGAAUCACGUCAGACUGCUGUCCUCCCUACAGUCAUAAUGGCGGACAAAGAAAAGUCAACUGAUUUCGGUGGCUCAUUUCACAAACUGAUAAGUGAAGAGGACACAGAUGAGCACGCUCUUCACUUAAAUCAAGAGAAGCAACAAGUGUCCAUGUCUAUGGUGACAACUGGAUCCGGUUUAAAUCAUUACAAAGUGCUUGCAGUGAGCCUGGCAGUGCUCUCUGUCAUUCUUCUAGCCACUGAUAUUGGCCUGGCAGUGUAUUACAGCAGACUUGCUGGGCAGAGAACAAUAGCAGACAUCAGCAGUGAGCUGGCCAAACUACAGGCACAAUACGACACUGUGAUCCAGAACAGGGAUGAAGUCAGGAAGCAACUGGAGAGAGAAAUCAGAGAGCAACUGGACACCAAGUGGCAGCUUGUACAUCAGAUGAGGAGAUCCAAAGACUAUGAGAAGCAGUGCGACAAGAUUCAAACAGAAAUUGUCGCGUUGAAAUCCAGCUUACUGAUGAUGGAGGAGGGUUGCAGACACUGUCUCCCCGGAUGGUUUUACAUAGACUCAGCGUGUUACUUCAUCUCUGCGUCUGACAGUUUGUCAAGUAGAACAUGGAGUGGUGCGAGACAGUUCUGCAAGAGGUACGGAGGCGACUUGGCUGUGAUCGACAACUCUGAGAAAAAUCGAGCACUGGUUGACUUGACAAAGCCCCACCAUAUCAUCACAGCAAACAUAAACGAUAAUGGCUUCUGGAUUGGACUGAGUGAUGAAGAUGUGGAAGGGGAUUGGAAAUGGGUGAAUGGACAAAGACUGACUGAGGGGUUCUGGAAUAAUGGGGAGCCCAAUAAUUGGCGUGACUUGGAGGACUGUGUAACGGUAUAUAACAACAAGAACCCCUUUUUGUCCUGGAAUGAUAUGCCAUGCUCUUCUCACCUGAGAUGGAUUUGUGAAAAGGAACCAAGAUCUGCAAGUUAGUGUUUGUUUAGGUUUAGCUGUAGUCAAGUUCUUUUACAAAAUCAUGUAAUACACAUUUCCUGAAUUGUUUUAUUGUCAAGUCUUAUGUCCACAAAAUAGCAAGGCAGAUAAAAGUAUCUUAAUCUUUCCUAUGUACACACGUUUUGCUACAUUACAGAUAUUUACAUCAGUGUUAUCACUUUAUCAAACAACAAGUCAUAUAAUGUGUCUGUAUAAUGUAUAUGGACAUAUAGUCUUUCAGUAAAAGGCCUAGUUGUACGCAUCAUUGUUGUAUACUUAGAAACUGGCAAUUUUGUUCAUAUGUGCAAUUUUAUAAAUAAACACAAACCAAAACGGUG
This is a messenger RNA of Solea senegalensis (Senegalese sole), 1334 nucleotides long. Its product is annotated as C-type lectin domain family 4 member M-like. Gene Ontology annotation, biological process: biological process involved in interspecies interaction between organisms. The record is from RefSeq and is a predicted model, not a curated record. Gene Ontology annotation, molecular function: D-mannose binding; fucose binding. Gene Ontology annotation, cellular component: external side of plasma membrane. NCBI's taxonomy places the organism in Eukaryota, Metazoa, Chordata, Actinopteri, Pleuronectiformes, Soleidae. The transcript is spliced from 6 exons. Bases 67 to 996 code for a protein of 309 amino acids.